This is a messenger RNA of Strongyloides ratti, 438 nucleotides long. Its product is annotated as Ribosomal protein L7Ae/L30e/S12e/Gadd45 domain-containing protein. Bases 1 to 438 code for a protein of 145 amino acids. The record is from RefSeq and is a predicted model, not a curated record. Lineage: Eukaryota; Metazoa; Nematoda; Chromadorea; Rhabditida; Strongyloididae. The transcript is spliced from 2 exons.
AUGUGUGAUCUUGAUCAGGCAUGCUACAUUUUUUUGAAAAGAUUAAAAUAUUUAGACAACAGACAAUACUGCAAAAAUCCAUCAAAAGCUCAUGCUCAUCCUAAAUUUUCUAUAGGAGUUAGGGAAAUACAUAGAAAAAUUUUAUAUUCUAAUAUAAAAAUAAUUUUUAUAGCAAAUGAUAUUAAUAAGGAUGAGUUAUUAGAAAAAAUUCACAUAAAUUUUAAUUUAGAAGAAAUAUGUAAAAAUAAAGGAAUUCCAUUUAUAAGUUGUUUGUCAAAAAAAAUAUUAGCAAAAAUAUUUAAAAAAUCAACAAUUGUAUCAUGUAUCUCAAUUCUUUCAAUUGAGGGAGCAGAAACAGAAUUUGAAAGUCUUCUUAAGAUAUAUAAAAUUUAUAAACCAAUUCUAGAACAAAUAAACCAAAAUAGUUUAUUUCCUUAA